GAAAAAUAGGGAAGCAAAAUUGUUGGAGGGGUCUGUACAAAUCUCUCCCAGCAUCCCCUAAAUCAAUCCGCUAAGCAGUUCCCCAACACCUUCCCUGUAGUUCCCGCCCAGCCCACUUUCUUUCUCACUCUUUCAGGGGCCUGCGUGUGACAUGCGGGGCAACAGAAGGAGUGAGUUACUCGGCUGCCAGAUGCGGGACCCUGACGGACCAGCGAAUUUGUUUUAAGGUCAGUUUAGUUUUGCUCUCCGCCGCAUCCUUUGGGGACCAUCCUGUAGCAGUGCAGCGCGCAUGCGCACCAGCAACUUCCUCUCCUGGCAACAGCAGCAUCAGCACCAGCCCAGGGGAGGGAGCAGCAUUAGCAGCAUUAGCAGCAGCCUCAGCAGCAGCAUCGCCUUGUGUUGCAUCGAGUAGGGACCGGGAAAAGCAGCCCGUGCUUCUGUCAUGCGCUAAGGGGGGAGGUGCAAGGUGCAUAAAAAAAUCAGCAAGAGAGAAGCAGACGGGUGGAUACUGCUGGAGGACGAAACAGGUGCUGCAGAGCAGCUGAGGGUUAAGGAGGGAUCCAGAUGGCAAGCAGAUAACCCCUGGUGGGGUUUUCGAGCCCCCGUGCUGAACAGGAGAGGAGUAUGCAAAUGAACAGCUCGUCGGUACAAGAUAAAGUCUGAGCGUUGCCGCCUCUGCUGCGAUAUCCCGGUCCUGCAGAGCUAUGAGCUAUGGAGGAGGCAGGCAGCUCCCUGCGGCAUCCCCGUUCCACCUCCUCUGUGCUUCUCCUGACAGCCCCCGUCUCCUGUCCUGCUCUCUUCCACCUUCUCUGUCUCCUGCUGCUGCUGUCCUGCCCCCAGCCCUGGGGAGCUCUUUCCACACACACAGCAUCGCAGUGGAAUGUGACUGUAGGCGGCACUGCUGGUAGAUUGGCAGAAGAAGACCUGGCAUCCCACAAUAACAAUAGUAGAAGUGAUAGCAGAAGCUACAGUUGGAACAAUGCAAUACAGAAAGAAAUUACAAUGCCCUCAAGAUUGGUAUAUUAUAUUAACAAAGAAUCUGAGAGCCCAUAUCAUAUUCUGGAUACUAAGGCAAGAGAUCAGCAGAAGCAUAACAAGGCUGUACAUCUUGCCCAGGCAAGUUUCCAGAUAGAGGCCUUUGGCUCUACAUUUAUCCUUGAUCUGACACUAAAUAAUGACUUAUUAUCCUCGGAUUACUCAGAGAUUGAAUAUAAUGAUGGAAAACCUAAAUUAACUAAGGGAGGAGAACAUUGCUACUACCAUGGAACCAUCAGAGGGUUCAACAAUUCAAGAGUGGCUAUUUCCACGUGCAAUGGUUUACAUGGGAUGUUCGAUGAUGGAACCCAUACUUACACAAUACAUCCAGUGGAUAUAACUCACAGUUCUAAAAGCACAAGUCGGCCACAUAUAAUUGAAAGAACUGCAGGGUCCCAAAUAUCUGUUCGUCUAGAUGGUUUAGAAUCAGAAGGAAAGGUCAACAGCCAGAAGACACCCUUUGUACAAACAGAAUGGCUACGAAGAAGGAGGAAAAGAGCUCUACCUGCACCUCGUGGAAUUUUUGAGGAGAUGAAAUAUAUUGAACUUAUGAUUGUAAAUGACCAUCAAAUGUACAAGAAACACCGUUCUUCACAUAUGUACACAAAUAACUUUGCCAAAUCUGUUGUCAACCUUGUGGAUUCUGUUUACAAGGAGCAGCUGAAUACACGAGUGGUUUUGGUGGCUGUGGAAACAUGGACAGAUAAGGAUCGUAUUCCCAUUGGUCCAGACCCUAUAAAAAUGCUCCAUGACUUCUCUAAAUAUCGACAGUAUCAUAUCAAACAGCAUGCUGAUGCAGUACAUCUUCUCUCGAAUGGGACAUUUCACUAUAAAAGAAGCAGUAUGAGCUACUUUGGGGGAGUAUGUUCCAUGACUAGAGGAGUAGGGGUUAAUGAGUAUGGUCUGUUGUUGUCCAUGGCACAGCAACUGGCCCAAAGUCUAGCACAAAAUCUUGGUAUCCAGUGGGAGCCAGCUUCUCGUAAAUCAAAAUGUGACUGCACAGAGAACUUUGGUGGUUGCAUUAUGGAGGAGACAGGAGUGUACCAUUCACGGAGGUUUUCCAAGUGUAGCAUUGCAGAAUACAAGGAGUUCCUUAACCGUGGAGGGGGUUCCUGCCUCUUUAAUAGACCAACCAAGUUAUUUGAAGUGACAGAAUGCGGGAAUGGUUAUGUGGAGGCAGGAGAAGAGUGUGACUGCGGCUUCAGAAUGGACUGUUUUGGAGACUGCUGCAAGAAGUGCUCUCUAUCAAAUGGAGCGCACUGCAGUGAUGGGCCCUGUUGUAACACAUCAUGCCUGUUCCUGCCACGAGAAUAUGACUGUCGCUAUGCUGUUAAUGAAUGUGAUAUUACUGAACACUGCACUGGAGACUCUGGUCAGUGCCCACCUAACCUUAGGAAACAAGAUGGAUAUGCCUGUGAUACCAACCAGGGACGCUGUUACAAUGGGGAAUGCAAAACAAGGGACAAUCAGUGCAAACACAUCUGGGGAAGCAAAGCUGCUGGCUCAGACAAAUUCUGUUAUGAAAAGCUGAACACAGAAGGCACUGAGAAAGGUAACUGCGGGAAAGAUGGCGACCGUUGGAUUCAGUGCAGCAAACAUGAUGUUUUCUGUGGAUUUUUACUUUGUGCAAAUGUAUCCAAAUCUCCUCGUAUUGGUAAAUUAGAGGGUGACAUACCACCGACAUACAUCAAUCAUCAAGGGAGAGUUGUGGACUGCAGUGGUGCUCAUGUAAUAUUAGAUGAUGAGACAGAUAUGGGGUAUGUAGAAGAUGGGGCUCCUUGUGGACCAUCCAUGAUGUGCUUAGACAGGAAGUGCCUACCAAUUCAUUCACUGAACAUCAGCAACUGUCCCAUGGGUUCCAAUGGAAAAGUCUGCUCUGGACAUGGGGUGUGUAGCAAUGAAGCCACAUGUAUUUGCAGUUCCACUUGGGCAGGAACUGACUGCAGCAUUUACGACCCUAAAAAAGAGACAGGAACCAAGAAAGAAGACUUACCAAAGGAAAUGUCAAAAAGCGAAGAUAUGAUCCAUCACAAUCAGGAAUAUGAAAACACACAGGUGGACAUUUUCUUCCUGCACUUCUGGCGAAUUGGUGGGAUGAACACAGAGAGCACUUCCAUGAAAAAUGCCCAUUAUAUCCAUUACAAUCUACAAAAUGCUCAUAAACAUCAACUGCUUCUUGGGUUUUGAAGUCAUAUGAGAUUUGAAGUAAUAUUCUCAUAGGUGUUUUCCAGAAUAUUAGAAACAAAAACUCACAAGCAAAAGUGUUUCCUUGAAAUCAAAUCCAGCCUACAGAAAAUAUUGUUUUUAUUAAAUUAAUAAAAGAGAAAGUAAAAGGAAAUUUGAGUGCAAUAGCUUUUUCAACAGAACCUAAGCAAGUAUAAAAGCUAAAUUUUGCAGGAUUGCUGUUUGGCACCAAGUGAGUGUCUUCAAACUGCGGCAUGACUUUUACCCUUUCUUACCGAUUACUGAUAAAAUCCAGUAGCAUGAAAUUUUGAAAAGGGUAAAACUGCAUGGCACAUUGCUACAAAUAAACAAGAAAAAAAAAAGAAGGAAAAAUUGAGCCAACCUUUGAGAAUGAAGAAUGGAAGAUGGGACCCUUAUGAGGAGACUCAAAAAGUAACUUUAAUAAAAGAACAUUGCAGUCAUCUCUUAAGAUUCAGGGAACAACUGAGUCACCAAACAGCUAAGACCCUGAAACCCGCACUCUUCUGUAAUCCAAGCCAUGAGAGAUGAAAUCAUAAAAUGAUCAACUUGUUAAGGACUUGUACAUAUGAAAAUAGAAGACUUAACACUGGAUGUUGGAAAGGAUUUUCUGACAGCAAAAUCUUUAUGUGUAUGUAUAAAAAAAGAAAAUGUAAAAAAAAGAUUUUUCAUAUAUAUAUAUAUAUAUAUGAGUUUUUUUUGGCCCCCUCACUUUUUCUAGCAUGUAGGGUAGGCACGCUGCUGGGCUUGCAAACAUUACUAAGGCAGACUGAGCAUGUAAAUGCAGGAAAUUUUGGCACAAAACAAGUGUGAUAUGAGGUUUGUAUGCUUGAAACCAAAAAAAAAACACCUUUAUUAAAGUAUAUAAUGUAAAUGGAUAUGUAUUUAGGAAUUUUAAAAUUAACUUUUUUGUUGCUGCCGUGAGAGUUCCUGUACAUAAUGUAUGAAAAUAGAAAAUUUGCUACAUACUCAAAUUAUUCACUGAAGUGCCAAGCUUAUAUACACAUGUCUUUUUUUUAAUGUUCAUUUCCCACAUGCAUGUAUGAAUCUUUUAGGAAUACAUUGUUUUAUUUUAAGUAAGUAAGUUUAAGUAAGAAAAAUUGUUUCUCUUAUUUGUCUAUAUAUAUAUAUAUAUAUAUAUAUAUAUAUAUAUAUAUAUAUAUAUAUAUAUAUAUAUACAGUAUGUAGAGAGAGAGAGAGUCUAGACAAGUCAAUAAAGUAUGUAUAAGUAAAACCAUCAUAUUUUGAAACUGCUGCAUCUUACAGACGGACAUAUUUUGUCUGGAAGGUCCUAUACAUAAUUAAGUCUAUGCCAUUUUUAAUUUUUCUUCCUAAGUCUACACCUUACUAACACUGUUAUGUAUAGAUGAUAUUUUUAUUCCGUGAUUAGGGAUCAUACUUGUAAACCAUCCUAUCAGUCCUAUGCUGAAUUGCAUUUUUAUGCCACCUUAAUUGUUUUGUUCAGAUGUACUCAAAUAUCCAUAUUGGCUAUGGGUAUAUAUCAGUAGCACCUGACUUUAACAUCUUUCUGGUUGUAUUUGAAGACUUCUUUUAAUAUACUCUACAUAAUAACAGACACAGUUUACAGACAUAGGUCUGGCUGACAGUUUGCCCUUACUCUAGAAUACUAUGAAGAAUUUAGUAAUAUUCAGUAAUAUUCAGCUGCACAUUUGCAGUAAUCACACAUUAUAAUUAUAAAAUGCAGACAAUAUUAUUAUGAAUAUUACAUUUAUUUAUAAAUAUUGGCUAUAUACUGGCUGUGUGAUUUAAUACUAUUUUAGUCAUUUAAGCCCAUAGCCUGUUAUUAAACAGAUACAGUACAUCGCCUGUAUUUUUCAUGCAGUCUACCUAUCUUUCAUCAAAAGUUAUUAGGCUUUACUCACACUACAUAAACCAAUGACAGUGGCAUAUUAGGAAUUCAAUGGUAAGUAAUUUGUUCAGAUUAAUCAGAGCCCAUCCCAGCAAUACAGAAUUCUAUGGAACCAGAUUUUUUUGGAUCUGUGCAAUGAAAUAUGGUCAUAUUUUAAGUCUAGAUCAGAGUAGUCAAAUCUGUUACCACAUUUAUCCUCUUGGCCUUGCAUGGAAAUUUGAUGUACAUGCAAUUAUCCUGUUUUGGCUAGCCACAAUUAUACAAAUAGAAUCUAAUUAUGCAUGCUACUCCAUCCCUGCGGGAAAUGACAAAGGUAGACAGGAGGGACGGGAAGGAUUUAGAUUUUUUUCACCCAGUUAGGAUUACAUGGCACAAUCGAUGAUGAAUCUGAUAUGUAGAACUUGUAAUGUGAAUCCAUGAAUCCACUUCUAAUUUAAUCUAUGUAGAUGGAUUAAAAAUUGUAAUUUGAAUCAAUCCUUAAAGGACAAGUAAAAUUAAAUUCACUGGAGUGUAUUAUGCACCACCUAGUAAAUAUAAAUAUAUCCAACCUUAGACUUAAACAUGUAGGUUGCUGAGAAAGAGCACAGAGGCAGAACUUGCUGCAAAUAGUGUUUUAUUCCUACUACAUGUUUCGGGCAAUGUGCCCUUUAUCAAGUGUAUAUCCAACCUUAGACCCUGGGCCAGUGGUCCUGUCC
Messenger RNA from Xenopus laevis (African clawed frog), 5802 nucleotides. RefSeq names its product disintegrin and metalloproteinase domain-containing protein 23 (gene adam23.L). The transcript is spliced from 25 exons. Bases 712 to 3222 code for a protein of 836 amino acids. NCBI's taxonomy places the organism in Eukaryota, Metazoa, Chordata, Amphibia, Anura, Pipidae. The record is from RefSeq and is a predicted model, not a curated record.